AUGAAGUUUGAUGGGGCGGCAUUGUGGGUGAAAUUCCACAUUUUACCAUUUGCCGGUAUGUCAAAGGAGACUGGGUUCAAAGGAGACUGGUAUCAAAGUAGGGGAACGGCAACUAGUGGAGGUCACUGCGGCGCUCCGGUACCGGAUGAUGCAAAUCGAGCCUCUGGGAUUACAGUUGUCAGUUGUGGAGUAGAUGGAAAGGUGCGGGAUACGCAACCAAAAAAUAAGGAAGGAUCAGCUGGGAAUCUGAAAUUGAAUGAAAUGGAGCAAUCAAAGGAGAUGACUGGGAGAUACAGUGCGAAUUCUGUGGAACUGAAGAGCAGUGAAGGUGUAAGCGGUUCAGAUGGUAAUUGGAAAGCUGAAGCGAAAAGAGACGCUGAGAUAUUAGCUUAUUUUCAGAAUCUGUUCACAGCUUCAUGUGAAGGAGGCAACGUGCAUUUCUUAGAUAAUCUGAGGGGAAGAGUGACAACGGAAAUGAAAGAGACAUUGGACGCGGAGUUCACAGUCGAAGAGAUUGGACCUGUGCUGUCAAUCAAGCUGAACUUCUUACGAAAUACUUCUGAGCAGCGGGAUAUCAUGCAUAUUACAAAUCUUGUAAUUAGCAGGAACAGUUCUGGGGAACUAGAUAAAUUAUUUUUAUGCUUGUGGGGAUUGUCGUACCGCCGAAACCAGUUUAUCUUUGAGCAGAAACUAUUAGCCCCACUGUUGGAUAUUAAUCAUGCUUUUAGUAUUGCUGGUGAUUUUAAAAGUGCAAAUAAGCAGCGUCAGCAAGGGAGUCAUCAUAGAACAGGGUGGAAUGCACCUCCAGAAAGGGUCCUAAAGCUUAAUGUUGAUGGGGCCUUAUUUGAAGAUCAACGUAGAUAUGGGAUUGGGAUGAUCAUCCAAGAUGCAAUAGGACAAGUAAUUUUCUCAGCUAGCAAACCAGAGAAGGGCAAUAUGGACCCAAUGGAGGCGGAGUUUUUAGCAAUAUUAAGGGGUUUACAGAUUUGCCUAUCUUUGUCCAUCCCGAAUUUACAAGUAGAGAGUGACUCUCCGUUAGUGGUCCAAGAGUUGACAGAAACACCGGCUGAAUCUCUGUUCCUAUGGGGAAACUUGAUACAAGAUAUUCGAAUACUAAUGAAUAGAUUCCCGAAUAUUAAUGUAAGACAUAAAAGCCGUCUGUCUAAUUCAGCAGCACAUUAUCUAAUUAGGAAUUCAUGGCAUCUCGAUGACUUGGUAGUGUGGUGGAGUGAUCCUUCGGAAUUUGUUUCACACAUUUAUUAA
Molecule: messenger RNA, 1263 nt
Organism: Fraxinus pennsylvanica
Lineage: Eukaryota; Viridiplantae; Streptophyta; Magnoliopsida; Lamiales; Oleaceae
Source: the annotation of a GenBank genome assembly